AUGCCCAAAGUGCAGGAGUUCAAGACAUCUCCACCAGGAAAAGUAAAGGAUGCAGUGAGGGCUGCCAUUGACAUUGGAUACCGCCACUUUGACUGUGCCUACGUGUACCAGAAUGAGAAUGAAGUAGGGGAUGCGAUCCAGCAGAAAAUCAAAGAAGGGGUUGUGAAACGAGAGGACCUCUUUGUCGUCAGUAAGCUGUGGUCCACAUUCCAUGAGAAAUCUCUGGUGAAGGGAGCAUGCCAGAAAACUCUUGAUGCAUUGAAACUGAAUUACCUGGAUCUGUAUCUCAUUCACUGGCCUUUGGGAUUUAAGGUACUUUAGUGUUUGAAUACUUUUUGUUUUU
This is a messenger RNA of Chelonoidis abingdonii (Abingdon island giant tortoise), 343 nucleotides long. The record is from RefSeq and is a predicted model, not a curated record. Lineage: Eukaryota; Metazoa; Chordata; Testudines; Testudinidae.